AUGGACUGUCCAGUACAGAGAUGCCCUGUGCCUGGGUUCUUCCGAGCAAAACUGGCAAGGUGCGAAGAAAUAUGCAACAUCUCAUUCAUGAAGAAGAAGACCGUAACAUACUCCCCACUACCCAGCAUUCCUGUCCCUACAGAAGAGGAGUUUAUGGACUUCUACCAAAAGCUGUAUGAAUGUGAUGUUCAGGAAGAAAGUAGUAAGGGGACUGCUAUCUUGUCUGUGAUCGAGGGCCACUCUCACAGAUACAAACCAAAGACCCUUCAACUGAAUUUGCCAACACCACUUUCUAAAUUAUAUUCAAAGGCAAAGUUGCAUAAUGAUUUGUCGUCCUUACUAGUAGAGAGUGAAAGCAUCUUUGACAAUCUUCAGAUAACAGAGCAACAGCCUAAUGUGUUGGCCUACACUGUCCACUGUCAGACGGACACUCAUGGACGACCUGUGGCCGGGGUGGGUGUCAUCUGCAGGGACAGUCUGACAGGAGCCACUUACAGCCACCAGGCUAUUGUACAGACUAUCAUCCAUGAGCUGUUUCAUACACUUGGUUUCUCUAAAGAGCUCUUCCACACCUGGAGAGACUGUUCAUCCAAGUCUCAAGUGGCUGCUGGCUGUUCUCCUCGAGGCAAAGUGAGUCAUUCUGAUAGAUCGGGCCAGAUGAGGAUUUACACCCCAUCCCUCAUUUCCACCUUGCAGAAGCACCUGGCAUCCACUGACCCUGAGCUAGGGGGGCCGCUAGAGAACCUGGAUGUUGCUCCAGGCAGAGUGUCCUCUCACUGGGAGUCCCGGGUCCUGCAGGGCUCCAUCAUGGCACCGGUGCUGGGGGACUCGACCACAGUCCGGAUCGACCCGGUCACCUUGGCUGCAUUACAGGAUACGGGCUGGUACACUGUUGACCUGAACCAGGCACAGAGUCUAGUCUGGGGAGAUGGUGAAGGAGCUACGUUUGGUUCCCUGUCAACCUGUCGGAACAAGUCUUCAUCUUUUUUCUGCACUGGCAGUGGAUUUGGGUGUCAUUAUCUUCACCUCCACAAGGGGGAGUGCCAGACUGAUCAACACCUGGAGGGAUGUCGAGUGUAUAAACCCCUCAAGAAUGGAAGUGAAUGUUGGAUAGAGAAAAAUGGCAGAGACGAAGAUCUGGGGGGGGGGGGGGGGGGGGAAGCAGACGGAGCUCAGCAGCUCGCAGCUCUGUGGAGGGACGUUGUUACAGACACAGGUACCGGGAGCUGGUCGCCCCUCAGACUCCCUGCAGAGCUCCCUGUGGCCUCGGUGCUCGGCGUCACUGCUGCUGUGUGUCUCCUGGCUGCAGCUCUGCUGUCUCUCAGGAAACGUUGCUCCUGCAAGGUCCGGAUCCACACUGCCCCAGAGGAUCACACUGAUCUGUAG
Perca fluviatilis (European perch) is the source of this 1386-nucleotide messenger RNA. RefSeq names its product leishmanolysin-like peptidase 2. The coding region runs from base 1 to 1386 and encodes 461 amino acids. The transcript is spliced from 10 exons. The record is from RefSeq and is a predicted model, not a curated record. Gene Ontology annotation, cellular component: cytoplasm; membrane. NCBI's taxonomy places the organism in Eukaryota, Metazoa, Chordata, Actinopteri, Perciformes, Percidae. Gene Ontology annotation, molecular function: metalloendopeptidase activity. Gene Ontology annotation, biological process: cell adhesion; proteolysis.